Drosophila elegans is the source of this 1001-nucleotide messenger RNA. RefSeq names its product telomere length and silencing protein 1 homolog. Bases 78 to 962 code for a protein of 294 amino acids. Lineage: Eukaryota; Metazoa; Arthropoda; Insecta; Diptera; Drosophilidae. Gene Ontology annotation, cellular component: spliceosomal complex. The record is from RefSeq and is a predicted model, not a curated record. Gene Ontology annotation, biological process: mRNA splicing, via spliceosome. The transcript has 3 exons.
CUUCUAGCCAAACGUAAACAAAUUUGUAUUUAUUUGCAUCAAAUUCUGAAAUCGUAAUAUAAUUAUAAACUAAAAAGAUGAGCGAUGCCGAAGCAACAAAAGCUGAGGAAACCCCCAAGGUUUUCUUUAAAAAAUCCGGUCGCAAAAACCUAAGACAACGCAAGAAUUCAGAUGAUGAAGAGCAGGAGGAGCAGCUUACCCUAGACGAGAUCAAAGAACGCCAACGCCUGAGACAGCGACCCAAUGGCGUCAGCUUAGUGGGUCUAGCACUGGGCAAAAAGGUGGCCCCCGAGGAGGAGCUGGCCAUCAAGGAUCCCUUUAAUGUGAAGACCGGAGGUCUGGUUAAUAUGCAGCAGUUGAAAUCGGGGAAGAUGAAGGAGGCUGACGACGCCUACGACGUGGGCAUUGGUACCCAGUUCUCGGCGGAGACGAACAAGCGGGAUGAGGACGAGGAAAUGAUGAAGUACAUCGAGCAGGAGCUACAGAAGCGCAAGGGAGGCGGCACAGAAGCCACCGCGGAUGACGAUGGGGAUGUGAACAAAUACCUGACGCCCGAGGAUGCCGCCCUGUACGCUCUGCCCGACCAUCUGAGGCAAUCGUCCUCGCACAGAUCCGAGGAGAUGUUGUCCAACCAAAUGCUGAAUGGCAUUCCAGAAGUAGAUCUCGGCAUUGUGGCCAAGAUCCGCAACAUAGAGGCCACCGAGGAUGCCAAGCAGAAGCUGCUGCAGGAUGCCAAGAACAAGAAGGACGGUCCCUCACAGUUUGUGCCCACCAAUAUGGCGGUGAACUUUAUGCAGCACAAUCGAUUUAACAUCGAGGACAGCAGCGAUCAAAGAAGACGCAAGCGGGAGGAGAGGGAGGGCAACAAGUCCGCCCAGCAUCAAACGAAUCCCAAUGGAGUCAAACGAGCCACAGAUGACUACCAUUACGACAAAUUUAGGAAGCAAUUUCGCAGAUAUUAAGAGUGCCAUUAAUAAAAAAGUACCAAUGUUUCAAUAUAA